Salvia hispanica is the source of this 1891-nucleotide messenger RNA. NCBI's taxonomy places the organism in Eukaryota, Viridiplantae, Streptophyta, Magnoliopsida, Lamiales, Lamiaceae. The record is from RefSeq and is a predicted model, not a curated record.
AUGGCUUCCCUUCAAUCUUCCUUAGUGUUGCUCUCCACCAAUCACAAACCCCCCUCCACCGCUGCAAGACGCUUCCACGUGUCAUGCAGUAGUGGAGGCAGAGGUGGAGGCGGUGUAGACCGCAGAGACAUGCUUUUAGGACUAGGAGGUCUCUACGGUGCUACAGCCGCUAACCUCAAUGCCCGGGCCGAUCCGAUCCAGCCGCCGGACAUGAAGGUUUGUGGAGUCCCUGAAGUCGGCGGGGUGCCUCUGGACGUGAACUGUUGCCCACCCGUGUCGGACGCGAUAAAAGACUACGUCCUCCCGCCAGUGGGGACCCUGCGCGUGAGGCCGGCCGCGCAUAGGCUCCACCGGCACCACCAUGGACACCUAGCCAAGUACGAGGAAGCCGUAAGACGGAUGAGGGCGUUGGACAAGACCGACCCGGACGACCCCCGGGGCUUCACGCAGCAGGCCAACGUCCACUGCGCGUAUUGCAACAACGCCUACGACCAGGCCGGGACCGACAUCCCCCUCUCCAUCCACUUCUCAUGGUUGUUCUUCCCUUGGCAUAGAUGGUACUUGUAUUUCUACGAAAGGAUCUUGGGGAAGUUGAUCCAAGACCCUACCUUCGCCUUGCCCUUCUGGAACUGGGACAACCCGAGGGGCAUGCAUCUACCGUUGAUCUUCGACAACGAGAAAUCCCCUCUCUACGACGCCAACCGUAACCCUCUCCACCGACCUCCCGCCGUCGUCGACCUGCAGUACACAAACGACAAGCCGGAACCGAUUGACGAUGAAAGGCUGGUGAGGAACAAUCUAGCUUCAAUGUAUAAAGAAAUGAUGAGGGUUCGCAAACCUGAAGACUUUAUGGGGCAGAGUUAUGUGGCAGGGGAUGAGGUCCCACCCCCUGCCAAGGCAGGGACAGUAGAGCGGGGGUCCCACACCAGCAUCCACCGCUGGGUGGGGGACCCCAGCAAUCCCUACCAUGAAGACCUAGGAAACUUCUACUCUGCAGGGCGGGACCCGGCUUUCUACUCCCAUCACUCCAACGUUGACCGAAUGUGGACUAUAUGGAGAGGCCUCAGGACCAGAGUCCCGAAAGCCAUUUACGACCCGGACUACCUUAAUGCGGCCUUCUUGUUCUACGACGAGAACAAGGAGCUUGUGCGUGUCAGGGCCGGGGACGCCCUCGACAACAGGAAAAUGGGGUACGAGUACGAGGACGUCGACGUGCCUUGGUUGUACUUCCGGCCUCCCAGGAGGGCGGCCGGGGUUAAAAUCAAGGACAUCUCGAAAACUGCGCAAAGGCCAGAAAAGGUGUUCCCACUCACACUCAGCAGGAUUGCUAGGGUUUUGGUCUCGAAAACCGCCCCCGGCGCAGCUGACGAGGAUUUAGUGGUGGAGCACAUACACGCCAACCCUGACGAAUUUGUGAAGUUCGACGUCUACGUCAACAGCGAAGAAGACGACCCGAAGGACGUCGACAACGCCGAAUACGCCGGGACCUUCGCGAAGCUUCCGCAUAGGGGCGGCCGCGGUGGCCAUCACUCGCAUGAUAAGGGGAAAGGAUCGGUUAGGUUUAGCUUGAAGGAACUGUACGAGGACAUUAAUAUCGAUGGCGACGACGAGGAGGUCGUCGUCACCAUUGUUCCGCGGGCUAACGGCCGCCACGUCACCAUUGGUGGUAUCAAAAUCGUCAAGGCUUGACGUCGUUGAUUGAUCGAUUUGUGUGUUGUUGGUAUGUACUAGUAAUAAUUUGAUUCUUCAAUUACUUGUGGUGACAAGUGUUGAGAAUUUGUUGUGUGAUUUUAGCUUUCUUUAUGUUGUAAUAAUUCCGCUUUUCCGGCGGUUGAUGUGUUAAAAAUUUGUUUGGUUUUUCUUUUGUUCUAUCGUAACCUUUUUUAAUUUA